AUGAAGUUCGGUCGCAACUUGCCUCAGUUCACCGUGCCGGAAUGGAGCUCCUCGUACAUCAAGUACAAGGCGUUGAAGAAACUCAUCAAGUCCGCGGCUGAGCAAGUCAAGGCUGGCCAAGAGGCGGAUCUGGCCGGUUUCUUCUACUCUCUCGACCGAAAUGUCGAGGACGUCGAUUACUUCUACAACAAGAAAUAUGCCGAGUACGCCCGCCGUCUGAAGCUGCUGGAGGAGCGCUAUGGUUAUUCCAUGGAAGGUCACCAUCCAUUGGAGCCCGAGGAUAGGCAUGAUCUGCGCGAGGCCCUCCUCGACCUGCGCUACCAUCUCCGCCGCUUACAGUGGUACGGCGAAGUCAAUCGCCGCGGCUUUGUCAAGAUUACGAAGAAACUCGAUAAGAAGGUUGGUGCCCAGGCUCAGAAGCGUUAUCUGGAGACCAAGGUCGAUCCCGCUCCCUUUGCCUCCAAUGCUCGCGUGUUCAAGGCCCAAGAGCGCAUCAACACAUGGAUGGCCGUUAUCACCGACCAAUCCAAGGAGCAAGAGAAGUUUGACGAUGCCAGCUCGACCCACUCCUCUCUGUCGCUGAAGCGUGGUCCGUCCCGGCCGUUCUUGAAUCUGCCCACCAGCGUUGUGACGGCGGUGGACGAUGCCCUCAAAAAAGAUGAUGUUCAUGUUUUGCUGGAACUGCUUGAGACCCUGAAAACCGCUGCGGAUGAAGCUGGUGAAGGCGUCUUUCUUAAGGUCCUCAAGACCCUCAUCCAGCGAGCCAUUCUACACAGGGCUCGGGCUUGCCUGUCCGCCCUUUUGCCUCGCGUUGACACCCUUGAGGAAGAUGAUGAAAUCAAUCGUCGCAACUGUCUGCAUCGUCUGGUCAUCUCAAUUGGCCGUGGGCAGUCGACCACCGACUCCGAGCCCGCGGCGUCGUUGGUGCUUGACUUCCCUUUGGAGACGUCCCGUUACAUCACUCCUGCAGCCCCGCCAACCCUGCAGCCGCCACGCUCUGUAGUCAAGGAGGCACACAUGCCCCAGCAACUGGGUCGUGAUGACCCGGCUGUUUCUCUUUUGACCCAUGUGCUGGGUGCUUUGCGCCCGAACCAGCGCGAAGCACUGAUGGCGAAGGAUAUCUCUGGACGCACUCCGCUGCACUAUUCAGCCCAGUAUGGUUUCAAGGUUGUUUGUGAAGUCAUUAUCGAACACCUGAGGGAAUGGGAAAUGUUCGAUGUCAGCGAGGGCAUCGACGGUCCUUUGUGGCAGGAUGAUGAUGGCUGGGCGCCUCUUCACUUGAGUGUGGUCGGUGGCCACCCGAUGACUACCCGGUACUUGCUCGAUGCCGAGAACUGGAAAGGAUCCCACAGACAGGAGGACCAGGUCCGCAAACAGACGCCCAAGUCUAGCGCAGUUCUUGCACUAGCAACCAAGGCCAACUUUGUGGACAUUGUUCAGCUUUUGGUGGACGCCGGCGUUGAUAUCAACUAUCAAGACGAGCAGGGUGAAACUGCACUUCAUGUUGCUGCCCGCUUCGGUCACGAUGAAUGUGCCCGGAUUCUUCUCGCGGGUUCUGAAUACCAAAAGGCGAACACGGAUCUGCCAGAAAAGACCUACGCGUGGACACCGCUGUUCAUUGCAUGUGUUGAUGGCUCCUUGAAUGUAGCCCAGCAGCUGAUUGCGGCUGGUGCGGAUGUUGAUAGGUUCGACUCUUCUGGCUGGACGGCCAAGGAGCAUGCGUCAUUGCGAGGCCACCUGGAUAUCGCGCGGUGUCUUGCCGAAGUGAGCCCUGGUCCCCCGGCUACUGAGCCCGAGCCGAUCGCGGUUCCUACCAACACUUCGUCCGCGUCGUCUUCGCCGCCUUCCCAGUCCUCUUUGACGGAUCGUCGGUCGAAUGCGCCUGGUUCCACCUUUCCGGGGAAUUCUGGGCUACGAAAUACUGAACCUAUUAAGACUUUUGGACACCGGUAUCUCACCGACGAGACCAUGAUUUUGGUCAGCCUGGGAACAAUGGAUAUGCGGAAGCCUCUAGAAACAGUCAACCUCGACCGCAUCCCUAUGGAGAACGCACACGCGACGCAGCUGGAUACGGCCCUGUCUCUGGUAGUUACCGCUAGCGGUGCCCAUGGAGAGCCCGAGGUGAUUGAUCUCCCUGUUCAGGAUAAUAUCUCGACUGAACCGAUUGUUUUUCACACCACCGAUGCGAGCAAGGUCCGCCUUCUUUUCGAUCUCGUGCCCACCUACGCCGGAUCGAAGGAGAAAAUUGUUGGCCGUGGUGUUGCACUUCUUUCCAGCAUCAAGCCGACAGUUGGUUCUCAACGAAUCAACCUCAAGGGCGACUCUACCGUUCCCAUCGUCGCUGCCAACACUCUGGAUGUGAUUGGGUCUGUGACCUUCAACUUUCUGAUUAUCACCCCUUUCAAGCACCCAAACAUGUCGAUCGCCGGCAAUCAGACAUACUGGCGAACUGUGAGCUCGACGAUGGUCAUCGGGCACCGAGGUCUGGGUAAGAACAUGGCCAGUCGUAACUCCCUUCAACUGGGUGAAAACACUAUUCAAUCAUUCAUCGCAGCUGCAAACUUGGGUGCGUCCUACGUCGAGUUUGAUGUACAGCUUACGAAAGACCAUGUCCCUGUCAUUUAUCACGACUUUUUGGUCAGUGAGACCGGCAUUGACGCCCCUGUGCAUACCUUGACGGUGGACCAGUUCUUGGAACUCGGCAAGGGUCGGCACCGCAACGUCUUGCCCGGCGGCGUUGAUGUUCAUGGCGAUACAACCCCGGGCACUCGGCAACGCUCGAUGUCUGUGGGUGGCUCUGAGUAUAACCCGGCCGAGUUGACCGAGAAGAUCAAGCACACACGCGAUUUCAAGAAGAAGGGAUUCAAGGGCAACACCCGUGGCGAGCACAUUCAAGCCCCAUUCGCCACUCUGGAGGAAUUGUUUAGAAAGAUUCCCAACCCAGUUGGCUUCAACAUUGAACUGAAGUAUCCCAUGCUCCACGAGAGCGAAGAGGAAGAAAUGGACACCUACGCCGUCGAACUGAAUUCUUUCGUCGAUACCAUCCUCACCAAGGUCUAUGAUAUGGGCAUGGGGCGUGACAUAUUGUUCUCCAGCUUCAACCCUGACAUUUGUCUCCUGCUGUCCUUCAAGCAGCCGUCCAUCCCGGUUCUUUUCCUAACCGACGCCGGUGCCUCCCCAGUCGGUGACAUUCGCGCCAGCAGUCUGCAGGAGGCCAUUCGAUUCGCUUCGCGCUGGAACCUCCUUGGCAUUGUGUCUCAGGCCGAGCCUCUGGUCUUGUGCCCGCGUCUCGUGCGUAUUGUUAAGGAAUCCGGUCUCGUCUGCGUGUCCUACGGCACCCUCAACAACGACGGCGUCAACGUCGACUACCAAGUCGCCGAAGGCAUCGACGCUGUCAUCGUCGACUCCGUUUUGGGCAUCACAAACGGCCUCAUUCAGCGCCAGCACAAGAGCGAGCGCACGCCCGGCCCCUCGCCUAACCCGGGAGCUGUCAGCGACAAGGGUGCCAUCCGGGUUCCGAUCCUGGACCAGGCGAAGCGGGAUACCGCUAACCUUGAUGUGGAUCCUGCUACCGUUCUCUGA
This is a messenger RNA of Penicillium cinerascens, 3582 nucleotides long. RefSeq names its product glycerophosphocholine phosphodiesterase. Gene Ontology annotation, molecular function: protein binding; glycerophosphocholine phosphodiesterase activity. Gene Ontology annotation, biological process: glycerophospholipid catabolic process. NCBI's taxonomy places the organism in Eukaryota, Fungi, Ascomycota, Eurotiomycetes, Eurotiales, Aspergillaceae. The transcript is spliced from 4 exons. Bases 1 to 3582 code for a protein of 1193 amino acids. The record is from RefSeq and is a predicted model, not a curated record.